Messenger RNA from Lithohypha guttulata, 744 nucleotides. RefSeq lists its product as uncharacterized. The transcript has 3 exons. The record is from RefSeq and is a predicted model, not a curated record. Lineage: Eukaryota; Fungi; Ascomycota; Eurotiomycetes; Chaetothyriales; Trichomeriaceae. Bases 1 to 744 code for a protein of 247 amino acids.
AUGGCUCACACCUCGGGACCAGCGCAACAGCUUGGCCUCGACGUUGAUCCGGCCGACGUCCGCCUAGUCUCCGGUCCCGCAGAUCCCUACGCGUGGCGGUACGGCCUCGAGCAGGAGCACUUGUUCCGCAGGCAGUUCAGCAAGCAUAACGUCAGUGCGUACCGCCAGAUCUGUCAGCAUCUAGGUCACGCGAUCCAGGCGGUGCUUCAUGAUGGUCAGCCGGUGCGGUCUUCCACACCGCGAGAUGUGGACUCGGGAGAGCGCUCGAGGCUCCCACCGUCCCGCUCAGCAAGAUCGCCACCUUCUCAUGGCUGCGGUGACGGUGAGCCAGGCCACACUACGCGAGAGCUCUCGACUGAGCACCGGUCCGCCCUGCAGGAGCUGGAGACCGAGAACCAAAGCUUGCUCGCUCGACUGGCCGUGGCAGUGUCGGUGGUCGAGGAGAGGGCCACCGAGAUCCAGCGGCUGCACGUAAGCAACGACGCGAGGGAACAACACCUCCGCGAGCUGCAGGCCACCAUCCAGCAGCGCGAUGUGGAAGCACUGCGGUGCACGCAGCUGGUGGCAGAGUACGGGGGACAAGGAGCAAGCCAUGACGGUGCUUCUCCACGGCUGGGAGCGAGGACUGCGAACACUCCAGGUGGAGGUGGGCACAGCGCUACAGCACCAGACCUCGGUCAGCAAGGCAUAGUGUCGUCACAGAACAAUACUGCAGUGAUAAGAUCAGACAUGGUCCCACAAUGA